UAUGUCCUUAUUAUUAUUAUUAAUACCAUUAAUAGGUAUAAGUCUUGUAACAAUAGAGACUAAUUAUGGUUUAAGUAUAGUAAAUAAUAUAAAGAUAAAAUCUAUAGCCUUAACAACAUCAAUAAUAAAUUUAAUAGUAUCCUUAAUAAUGUUUAUACUUUUUGAUUUUAGUAGUAAACAAUUUCAAUUUAUUGAGGAACACUAUCAAGUAAGUUAUUUUGAUAUAUAUUUAGGUGUGGAUGGUUUAUCAAUAUAUUUUAUAUUAUUAACAACUAUAAUAAUGCCAAUAGCUAUAUUAUCUAAUUGA
Molecule: messenger RNA, 307 nt
Organism: Penicillium salamii
Lineage: Eukaryota; Fungi; Ascomycota; Eurotiomycetes; Eurotiales; Aspergillaceae
Source: the annotation of a GenBank genome assembly